UCCGACUCAACCAUUCAAGGCUCCCGUGCAUGGAUCGCCCCAGCGAGGCACCGCUGCCGGACGCCGCCGACACCGCCCCGUAGGCUCCCGGCCCCCCGUGCCACCCCCAAGUACUCCACAUACCCCGAUGGGGUAACGUGACGGGGGUCACCCUCCCGCCACCACCACCCCCCAUAUGCAGAGGCCUUUCUAGAGCGCCCGGGAGCCCACAGCACCGGAGGCAGCAGCCGCUCGCCGUCGCACACACGCAGAGGACGCCAACACUACAGCAAAGGGAUUUUUUUUUCUAAUUAUUAUUAUUAUCAUUAAUAUUAUUUUUUUCCCCCAUCUGGCUUUUUUUCCCCCUGGGGGCUUGUGGUGUGUCAAGGAAGCCGGCGCACUCCCAGGAGCUGGGAUUAUUUGCACAACGUCUGUAUAUUGAGUUCUCGAUCCUGUUUUAUUUUUAUUUUUGAAGUGCAGAGGGUUGGGGUUUUGUUUCUUUGGUUGGUUUUUUUGCCCCUCCACACCACACUUUUCUUGGGUUUUUCCUCUGCCACUGUCAGCACCACUUCACUUUCUCACUGUUCCCACCAUGGCCCGGAUGAACCGCCCUGCACCUGUGGAGGUCUGCUACAAAAACAUGAGGUUCCUCAUCACCCACAAUCCCACCAAUGCCACUCUCAGCACCUUUUUGGAGGACCUGAAGAAAUACGGUGCCACCACGGUGGUGCGAGUAUGUGAAGUGACCUAUGACAAGACCCCCCUGGAGAAGGAUGGCAUCACUGUCAUGGAUUGGCCAUUUGAUGAUGGAGCGCCUCCUCCCAGCAAGAUUGUGGAAGAUUGGCUCAACUUGUUGAAGACCAAGUUCUGCGAGGACCCUGGUUGCUGCGUGGCUGUGCACUGCGUGGCCGGCCUGGGGCGUGCUCCUGUCCUUGUCGCGCUGGCCUUGAUCGAGAGUGGGAUGAAGUAUGAAGAUGCCAUCCAGUUCAUCCGACAGAAGCGCAGAGGAGCCAUCAACAGCAAGCAGCUGACGUACUUGGAAAAAUACCGACCAAAGCAGAGACUCCGAUUUAAGGACCCUCAUAACCACAAGAACAAAUGCUGCAUCAUGUAACCUCAAUGACCUCUUGCCAAAAUCUGUGCACAGACCCCCCGGGCACUCGCACACAUCCCACCCCCUCACCUCCUCACCCAGCCCUGUGCUCCCCACACACCGCCCCUCUGCUGGGGCUGGGCUGGGGACAAGGAGCAUCUCCAGUGUGUUCCAGCACUCACAGCACACUCGUCUUGCUGGAUCCCCAAAAAAAGGCUGCUGUCUUCAGCUGCAGCCCCGAGGAGGGAGGCAGCAGUGCCCCGUGACUCUUGGUGUUAGCAGGCAAUGAGCUCGUGUGACCAUCCUUCAUCACCAUCCUCCUCCCCCCUUUUCCCCCUCUUUGUGCUGAGAGGGAUGGGCAAAGGGUGCUUGGUUUGAGAUGAUGCAGGCAGAGCUGUGCCUGCUCAGAAGGGAUGAUGUGCAGAAGG
Cinclus cinclus is the source of this 1500-nucleotide messenger RNA. RefSeq names its product protein tyrosine phosphatase 4A3 (gene PTP4A3). Gene Ontology annotation, cellular component: nucleus. Gene Ontology annotation, molecular function: protein tyrosine/serine/threonine phosphatase activity; protein tyrosine phosphatase activity. The transcript is spliced from 5 exons. The record is from RefSeq and is a predicted model, not a curated record. NCBI's taxonomy places the organism in Eukaryota, Metazoa, Chordata, Aves, Passeriformes, Cinclidae. The coding region runs from base 572 to 1093 and encodes 173 amino acids. Gene Ontology annotation, biological process: protein dephosphorylation; endothelial cell migration.